CGAUUGAGCCUCACAUCUGUCACCGUCCGUCGGUAAUCCUGUUUCUUUGCCAUCCAUCAGCCUUGUCGUCGUUCUCAGCGCUCGUUCAGCUUUUGCAGCGCAGUCACUCGCUUUCCUAUGAUGUGGUAAACUGGUAGGGUCGCAAAGGGUGCAAGAUCCUGACGCCUACGCUCGUUUGGUGGGAAGGCUGCGUGCGCGAUGUCUGCGAAGGCUGCUAUCCUGUGGCUUCUGGCUGCAACUGGUGCGACUGCUCUGGAGCCGCAUAGAUGGAUACGACAUCUGGGCAGGCAAGCAGUAGACCCGAUAUUCAGCCCGAAUAGCACAUUUGUCGGGCCGAGCAUAACAAGCACUACGACCACAAUCACGACUACUAGCUCUUCCUCGAGUCUAUCGCUUUCGAGCUCGAGUCCACCGGUCGUUCUUGUUGGAAUAACAACCACUCUUACUGUCGAGACUACUACAGCUACGCCAAGUGACGUCCUAACCUUCAGCUCCAGCGCACCUAUAUCGGCUUCAUCAAAUACCUCCGCCUCAACGUCAACGCCCACAUUGGCCGGCACUGCGCCAAUAUUCUCCGGUCAGUCUGCGGUCGGUUCAGGCACGGCAGUCAGCACUUCGUCGAGCCCUUCGGCUGGUCUGUCGUCGAGUGCCGGCACAUACAAUGGCAACACCACCUACUCGUAUCAGCCUACCGGCACUGUAUCCUCACCUUCCGUGACAGCCAACAAUGCCGUCUGUACUGGACAGACACUAGAUGUCCUUUCCGCCUCUCUGGACUGGUGGUACACUGAGACCUACACUUAUGCCGCCUCCACGGUCUCUCUCGAGGUCGGUCGGAACGGGACAUCAUGGACCGUGGUUCCGGCAUCGACUACGUUCGACCUUGCUUCAGCUAUUGCCCAGCCGGGCUUCUGCUCCCCAACACCAGCUCCUGUCGCUGCAUCCACAACGAUCGUGACCGUAAGUGGAUAUGCGCCCUUCAACGCCACUGCUGGCACGGGGACCAUCCCCAAUGUUGCCAUCACGCCAGCACCGGCAGUAGUUACGCUUCCGAGCUCCGCAGGCACGUAUGCACAGGGCACGCCGUUUGUGUAUUUCAGCCAAUAUCAGAUCAUCAGCCAAUAUCCUACCACGGCUGAGAAUGGCAGCGUGGGCUGCGCAGAGACAACGAGCGUCUAUAACAUGUCAGCGCCUUUCAGCUUCGAGUACACUGGACCGCCGCCGAAUGGCUCAGAACUGGUUGGCGCAGGUGUGACUGGCGACGUCAAUCCUGCCCUUCUGCCUCUAGUAGGUCAGACCUCGGCCACUGCUGGUUCAUGGGUUGCAAUAGUGGAGGGCGCUGCGCCUGCUCUGGCUAGUCUCACCUUGACGCAACUGCAGACACCCGUCCCUACUCUGCCUUCCGGCUACACCACCCAAUCAGGCUCCUCUCUAUCUGUCUCAGCGUUUUCCGCCCGGCUGGAGUCGACGCAGACGGCUCUUCUACUGCCUACCUCUACCAUUACCACUACGUCGACAAUCGCCAGUAUAUACCCGAGCCCAGCGCUCGGCAGCUCAGAAACAGCACUCCUACUGCCAGCAACAGAUUCUGGCACGACCACGAUACAAACAGGAGGACAGACCGCCACAGCCACUGCCCUACAAGAUCAAAGCCCAACUACAACGCAGGCUGGUGGAGCCAGUACUCCUACUACUGCCGACAAUGGCGGCUCUGGCAGCACCACUGGCGGCUCGAGUGGCGCUGUCGACAUCGGUAACUUGGUCUCGGCUAUUGUGACCGCUGCUCAGCCAACAAAUGCGCUGCAAGUGCUGAGCCAGGCCGUGCAGCAGACCACCACGGCGGCGGCUCCGAAUGCGGUGGACAUUCUUAGUGCUGCACAGGCAACGCCUAGCGACAAUCCCACCGCAAUCGCGAUCAUUUCUGGCGUUGGUGGAUCGUCCGGAUCCAGUGGGAGUGGAGGAUCAGGUUCCGGCGACUCCGGCAGCGGGAGCGGAGCCUCUGGGUCUGGCUCUUCAGGAACUGGCGCAGGUUCCGGCUCGUCAGGAUCGUCUGGGUCGGGAUCAUCUGGCUCAGGGUCGUCUGGGUCAGGCUCAGGCUCAGGCUCAGGCUCAGGCUCCGGCUCCGGCUCCGGCUCAGGCUCAGGCUCAGGCUCAGGCUCAGGCUCAGGCUCAGGUUCAGGCUCAGGUUCAGGUUCAGAUUCAGGCUCAGGCUCAGGCUCAGGCUCAGGCUCAGGCUCUGGCUCAGGCUCAGGUUCAGGCUCAGGNGCUCAGGCUCAGGCUCAGGCUCAGGCUCAGGCUCAGGCUCAGGCUCAGGCUCAGGCUCAGGCUCAGGUUCAGGUUCAGGUUCAGGUUCAGGUUCAGGUUCAGGCUCAGGCUCAGACUCCGGCGCUGGCUCCGGCGCUGGCUCGGGAUCGUCAGGUUCAGGAUCAUCUGGUUCCGGCUCCGGCUCCGGUUCCUCUCCAGGCCAGCUGGUCGCUCUCCCAGCGCCCUUGUUGAUCAUUGCAGGCGAUACGGUCUCCGCCAACUCGGCCACAGCUUCUAAUGGUGAAGCUGCCUACUCGGUCGCGAGCCAGACACUGCAGGCUGGUGGUGCGCCGAUCGUAGUGA
Baudoinia panamericana UAMH 10762 is the source of this 2607-nucleotide messenger RNA. RefSeq lists its product as uncharacterized. The record is from RefSeq and is a predicted model, not a curated record. Lineage: Eukaryota; Fungi; Ascomycota; Dothideomycetes; Mycosphaerellales; Teratosphaeriaceae. The transcript is spliced from 4 exons. Bases 199 to 2496 code for a protein of 765 amino acids.